Molecule: messenger RNA, 534 nt
Organism: Closterium sp. NIES-65
Lineage: Eukaryota; Viridiplantae; Streptophyta; Zygnematophyceae; Desmidiales; Closteriaceae
Source: the annotation of a GenBank genome assembly
AUGAACUUCGCGCUUCUGCGUAAUACAUCUUGUAUUAGCUCAUUGUGUUUCCAAGCCUCGCGCAAUCAUCGCGUUGCGUUUCCCGGUCGCCUUCCUCUCUCGCGCAUCGCCUAUCACUCUCCUGUUGCCUUCGCGCUCUCUCUCCCGUCGCCUAACGCGCUCUCUCUCCCGUCGCCUCCGCGCUCUCUCUCCCGUCGCCUCCGCGCUCUCUCUCCCGUCGCCUUUGCGCUCUCUCUCCCGUCGCCUUCGCUCUCUCUCCCUCCCAUCGCCUUCGCGCUCUCUCUCCUAUCGCCUUCGCGCAAUCUCCCCUCCCAUCCUGUCCACUUCAUCUCCAAUCGCUCACGUCCUCCCCUCCCAUCCCGUCGUUCGCUUCUUUUCCCCUCCCAUCCCGUCGUUCGCUUCCUUUCCCCUCCCAUCCCGUCGUUCGCUUCCUUUCCCCUCCCAUCCCGUCGUUCGCUUCCUCUCUCCCUCCCUUUCCUCUUCCAUUCGUCGGCCAACAUUCACUCCCAGAUCGUGCAUAUGUGUGUCCGCUGA